AUGGUAGAUCAGCUUGAAGGAAACCCAGACAUCCCUGUGAGGGUAGUUCAAGAACAGUUUCAAAGAAAGUAUUCUGUGGGGAUUUCUAGGAUGAAAGCUUAUAGAGCUAAGGUAAUAGCUAAGAAAAAUGUUGAAGGAGACCAUGUAACUCAAUAUUCUUUACUAAGGGACUAUGCCAAUGAAUUAAUCAACAAAAACCCAGGUACCACUGUGAAGAUAGAGCUUGAGUUGGGUAAAAAUCCUGGGGACCAAGAAAGACAGUUUAGAAGAAUCUAUAUAUGUUUGGCAGCUUUAAAAGAGGGUUUUAAGGCACUUGGCAGGGAUUUAUUGGGACUGGAUGGGGCUUUUAUGAAAGGGCCAUUCCCAGGCCAGAUGCUAACUGUAGUCGGUGUGGACAACAACAAUGGAAUAUACCCAAUUGCUUAUGCAAUAGUCGAAUCUGAAAAUCUCAGCUCAUGGACAUGGUUUUUGGAGUUCUUGGGAAGUGAUCUUGAUUUGGGAGGUAACUCAAACUUCACAUUCAUAAGUGAUAGACAAAAGGGAAUAGUGCAAGCAGUUACAAGGUUGUUUCCCUGUGCUGAGCACAGAUAUUGCCUUAGACACAUCUAUGAGAAUAUGAGGGGAACCUUUAAAGGAGAUCUAUACAAAAACAUGCUCUGGAAGUGUGCUUCUGCUACUACUAUUCCUGAAUUUCAAACAGCCAUGGAUGAGUUGAAAGCCUUUAACAAGAAAGCACACUGGUGGUUGUCUAAGAUCCCACCUUUACACUGGACAAGAUCACACUUUUCUGGUAUGUUACUUAUUCAUAGAUAUACUGGUAGGGCAGUGUCUGAUGUUUUGUUAAACAAUAUGUGUGAGUGUUACAAUGGAAAGGUGAUUGAAGGCAGGGACAUGCCAAUAAUAUCUACACUUGAGUACAUCAGGGAAUAUCUUAUGAGAAGGAUUGUGACAGUUUUGAAAGUAAUAGAAAAGUGUGACGGAUUGCUAACACCAAGAGCCACAGAACUGUUAGAGGGGAUCAAGAAAGAUGCAAGGUUGCCUUGCAGACAUGCUGUGGCUGCACUUUGGUGUAUGGCUGAAAAUGUAGGAAGGGUUGGGGCUAUAGAGAGUUGGGCUCAUCCAGUGCACACAAUGGAAAUAUGGAGGCUGGUGUAUUCUCACAAGAUAAACCCAUUGAAUGGCAGGGCUUUGUGGACAAAAAUUGAACUUCCGACAAUUAUCACACCACCUAAGCAUCAUAAUCAGGUGGGAAGACCAAUGAAGUUAAAGAAGAGGUCUGCGGCUGAAAUUGAAGACAUGAGAUAG
Molecule: messenger RNA, 1305 nt
Organism: Helianthus annuus (common sunflower)
Lineage: Eukaryota; Viridiplantae; Streptophyta; Magnoliopsida; Asterales; Asteraceae
Exons: 4
Coding region: 1-1305 (434 amino acids)
Source: RefSeq, a predicted model, not a curated record